Molecule: messenger RNA, 2538 nt
Organism: Aegilops tauschii subsp. strangulata
Lineage: Eukaryota; Viridiplantae; Streptophyta; Magnoliopsida; Poales; Poaceae
Source: RefSeq, a predicted model, not a curated record
GGCACAGCACAGGCAAGUGCCCUUUUUACCCCACCACACCACCCCACCUGUGGCCUCCAAAGAAGUGAAACCACAACGCACCAGCGAGCGCUUCGGUGGAGAGAGGAAGGGCUUUCGCUUCGACGGCGUCCUCGAGGAGUUCGCCAUGGGGAGCUUGAUUGACGAAGCAGAAACUGGGGAGCAGCCACUGGACCCGAAGCCAUUGCACUCACUGGCGCCGAUGUUCCCUACCCCUCCCGGGUAUGAUGUGGCAAUAUCUGACCCACCAUUCUUCUACAUCACACCAAUACAGCAACACCCUGGGCCGGCUGCAGCUUCAUUUGCUGGGCCGCCACCACAGCAACACCCUGGGCCAGCUCCAGCUUCAUCUGCUGGGCCGUCACCAGGGCCAGGGUCCGCAGUUCCUCUCAAGGCCACACCAAUCUCGGCAGCAUUUCCCGCGCGGCGACCCAAAGAGGAACUGUCGGAUGAAGACUACACUCCUGCUUCCGAGAAGAGGAAACCAUCUUCAUCUUCACCCAAGAGGACAGCCAAGAAGGUUCGGCAGGCUGGAGACUCCACUGCAGCCAACACCAAGCAGAGACCGAUCAGGAGGAGCCUCAGCAAGGAGCUCGCCGGCUGGCCCUCCACAUCGGACAACCCAAGGGAGGCGGUGGAAGCGACCAUGGCCAUGUUCGACUCGCUCCGGCGCCGGACGCUGCAGCUGGAUGAGAAGGAGGGCUUGGGCAGGCGCGCCGACCUCAAGGCCAGUGUUCUCAUGAACCAGAACAACCUGAAGAUCAACAGCCUCAAGACGAUAGGCCCCGUCCCGGGCGUCGAAAUCGGAGACAUCUUCUUCUACAGGAUUGAGAUGUGCAUCGUGGGGUUGCAUGCGCCAUCCAUGGCCGGCAUCGACUACCUGUCGGCUAAGCUUGCCGGGAGGGACGAGAGCCUGGCCGUGAGCAUCAUCUCGUCCGGCGGAUACGAGAACGUCGAGGAUGAGACCGACACCCUGGUGUACACGGGCCAAGGAGGCAACAGCCGGCGCAAGGACAAGGAGAAGCACGACCAGAAGCUGGAGAAAGGAAACCUUGCUCUCAGCAACAGCGCCAGCAAGAAGAACCAGAUCAGGGUGGUGCGCAGUGCGCGGGACCCUUUCUCCAUCACAGCAGGCAAGGUUUACAUCUACGAUGGGGUGUAUCGCAUCGAGGACUCCUGGAUGGACACGGCCAAGAGCGGGUUCAGCGUGUUCAAGUACAGGCUGAGGAGGGAGCCGGGGCAGCCUGACGGAUUUUCAGUCUGGAAGAUGACAGACAAGUGGAAGGCGAACCGUGCCACAAGAGAGAAUGCCAUGGUGCUGGAUCUAUCAUCAGGGGCUGAGAUCCUGCCUGUGUGCCUUGUCAACGAAGUCGACGGCGAAAGGGGGCCGAGCCACUUCAAGUAUGUCACCGGAGUGAAGCACUCGAGACCUCUUAGUAGGAACAGGCCAUUGCACCACUGUGAGUGCACUAGUGUGUGCAUGCCAGGUGACCCCAAUUGUUCGUGCGCGCGGCAGAAUGGCGGCGAUCUUCCCUACAACUUAGACGGGGUGCUCGCGAGGCAUGUUCCGAUGCUUUACGAGUGCUCUCGUGACUGCCAUUGUACCAAGGACUGUCGAAACAGGGUUGCACAGAGAGGUGUUCAGCUCAACUUCGAGGUUUUCAGGACCAGAGACCGUGGAUGGGGCCUCCGAUCAUGGGACCCGAUCCGUGCCGGCGCAUUCGUUUGCGAGUACGCCGGUCAAGUCAUGGACGAAACCAACAUGAGCAUGGAUGUCCAGGAGGACGAGUACACCUUUCGCACAACAUGUCCAAAUGACAAGGCUGUAAGAUGGAACCUGGGUGCAGAGUUGCUUGAGGAAAAAGGUGCAGAUGAUGCCACAGCUGAGAGGUUUAAGAGACUUCCUGUCGUCAUAAGUGCAAAGGAUGCUGGCAACGUUGCUCGUUUCAUCAACCAUAGCUGCUCCCCGAAUCUACUCUGGCAGGCUGUGCAAUAUGACCAUACCGAUAACAGUUAUCCGCAUAUCAUGUUCUUCGCCAUGAAACAUAUCCCUCCCAUGACUGAGCUGACAUAUGAUUAUGGCAUAAGAGGGGCUCCUCCGGGCAUCAAGGGGAAAUCUCCCCUGGCUUGCAAGCUCAGGCCAUGCUUAUGUGGAUCUGCAAACUGUCGAGGUUCUUUCUGACACAAAUUAUGCUGGGCGUAAACAAGGUUAUUAAGCUGCUGUAUGUGUAUGGUAGGAGUACAUCGCGGCUGGGCGGUCCAGCGGAGUAGCCAGCGUCUCUGUAUUUUGGACAAGGGAGCAUUCAGAGUAGGCAGCCGUCCUCUGUAGUAUUUUGUAUGCCGGUGGUGGCCAAGAGUGUCUGGUGGCUUUUGUGAUGCAAAAUCGUGUGUAGUACAUGUUGCAUAUGCAGGCGUGUCAUGUGCAAAUCAUGCAGCAGCUGUCAUCUAUAAGACAUGAACCAUCUAGUAUCAUGUGUUCUUACUUACUGUUAUAUUACUGCUGCUGCUUUUACUCUCUGA